This is a messenger RNA of Camellia sinensis, 2294 nucleotides long. The record is from RefSeq and is a predicted model, not a curated record. NCBI's taxonomy places the organism in Eukaryota, Viridiplantae, Streptophyta, Magnoliopsida, Ericales, Theaceae.
CCCCAUUCUGGUAUUUGAUCCAAGCUCUAACCACUGGAAGGAUGGAUCCAAAGAAAUCCAGGAAAUCCGAUGAUGAUGUAGUUGCCAUAAUCCAAUGUUACAAUGAAAAAACAAAAGCAUUCACAGUUAGGAAGAAGAACCUGACCUUUACAACAAAUGACAUGACCUUGAUUUUUGGUUUGGAAGGAGGUAAAGGAGCCAUGUCAUUAAGAUACUCUAAAAAACCAAAAUCUGCAUUCCUCAGGAGAAGAUUCCAAAAGGACACAAGGCUCACUGGUCCUGUUCUUAAAAAUGCCUUGGUUAAAGCAAUGAAAGGCAAACAACCAACUGGCUUCAAAGAUGUAGCAAUCAUUGUUACAUUGUACUUGUGUCUCACCCUAUUUUUUGCAACAAGUGGGAAUUCAAUAGGUUGGGUUUUUAUAAAGUAUGUGGAACCUCUUGAAUCAAUGAAACAGUAUGAUUGGCCGGAAGCAAUCACAUCAACAUUGAUUGAUUCUAUCAUGGCAUUGCACAAAACUCUAGAAAAAGUUAUGGGGUGUGUCAUUGCAUUGCUGUAUUGGCUAUGUGAACAUGCAACUAUCAUUGACUCGGAAGACAGUAACACAACUGACUUUCCAAGAUGUGCCAAGUGGAUCCUGCAAACCUUGACGAAACAGCUGCAGAAGACACCAGUCCACUCUCUUGCACCUCGACAGAUUGAUAACAAGCAGCUAGUCAAAAACCCAUCAGAGGAGUUCUGUCUUGGCAAAAAGACGAAGAAAGAAUUAAAAAAGGCAAUUGUCAAAUUCAAGGAGACAUUACAAGAUCCAUCUGAAGAUGGAGGGAAUGAACAAGCAGAAGGCAACACAGAAGAAUACGAAGCCAGCAAUGGACAAGAACAUCAAGCAAGCAGCACAGAAGAAGAAACCAGCGAAGAAAGUGAAGAAAUAGAACCAGAAGACAAAGAACAAAAUGAACAGAAAGAAGAAGAUAGUGAACAAGAAGAUGAAGAAGAAGAUGAACAGCAAGAAGAAAACAAGGAUGAAAGUGAUGAAGAAGAAAAUAAUGAGCCGAUGGACCAACAAUAUGAUGGCAUUUGUGGCUCGACAAUACAUCAGCCUGAAGAAUUUGAGGAAUCAAAGGAUGCCCAAAUUGCUGAUCUAUGUCAAAGACUGAAGGCACUUUCUCAAUCUAAAAAAGAAGAAGACAGAAAUUGGAUUGAAUUACUUGCUGAAAAGGAUAUUUCAAUAAGAAUCAUGACAUCACAUAACUCAGAACUUCAAGAAAAAGAAAGCACAAUCCGAAUGAAACUAAGGAUGUUGGAGGUUGAAAAAGCAGACGAUACAAAAACAAUUCAACAGUUGAGAGAAAUUUCACUUUUCCUACUAUUUUCAUUGUCGACAGUCAAAAAAGAUCCGACGUCAAUGAUAAAAAAUUUAAAGGCAAAAGAAAGGAAGGAAAAGCAGCAUGAUCCAGAAUUCCAAUAUCCCAAAGUUGCGAAAGUGACUAGAGCUUCAAAACAAGCUGCAAAGCAAGUUAAGCAAAGCACAAAGGACAAAGAAGUGCUUGAUGCUGAUGCGUACGUCUUGCCUCAACCUAUAAACAUCAGAAAAUCUUGGGCUAUGUCCCUUCAAGGGGUUAGGCUUCAGAUUCAAAUACUUCACGUUAUUAUAAGCAAGUUUAAUUCUACUUGUAUUGCUUCUUUCCACAUUGGCCAAUUAUUUCUACGUCGUCAUUCUUCGACGAUUUGUGGUUUAUUAUUAUCAUCACUUCUUGCUUUCACCAUUACUUCUGGUACCUCUCCCACUUCAUGGGAUAACUUUUCAGAAGGUUCCACUUCAGGGGAUACUCUUCAGGAGAUUCCAUUGCAGGGGAUAACUCUUUGGGAGAUUCUUGUUCUGGAGGUUCUUCUUCAAAAGUGGGCGGUAGAAUUGGGACAGUUCGAUAUCAAGUUUCAGCCCAGAACAGCAAUAAUAGCCCAAGCUUUGGCAGAUUUUGUGACAGAGUUCACUCCAGGAAGUCAUCACAUAUGCCCUGUUGACUUGACUAGUACAACCGAAAUGGGGACGGAAAGUGCCGCAGGAAUUGCGCAACCCCUAAUACAAGACACCUCGCCACAGUGCAAACCAAACAGGCUUAAGGAUCAGAAGGAAGGAAUAAACCAGGCCAUCCCUAAUGAAGACUCAUCAAUAAGUCAUAACUUGGGGCAGACAGACAGUGAAGAGCAAACCCCAACAGAAGGUGUGAACUUGGAAGAAAACAUCAGCAACACUCACGACCCAAAGACAUCGUCCAACCCCUCAACUUGCUGGUAG